Messenger RNA from Oryzias latipes (Japanese medaka), 4028 nucleotides. It is a transcript of the gene c9orf72, whose product is annotated as C9orf72-SMCR8 complex subunit. Gene Ontology annotation, cellular component: endosome; autophagosome. Gene Ontology annotation, biological process: autophagy; endocytosis. NCBI's taxonomy places the organism in Eukaryota, Metazoa, Chordata, Actinopteri, Beloniformes, Adrianichthyidae. Gene Ontology annotation, molecular function: guanyl-nucleotide exchange factor activity. The record is from RefSeq and is a predicted model, not a curated record.
CAAUCUGACGUAUGAGGAAGUGUUAAAGCAAAUUUAAAAAACAAUGGGCUUGCAGCUCGUUAUUUGGGAAAACGACGCUUAAAAAUAUAGAUUUAUUGGUUCAAAAAAUUCACAAACUCUUCUGCUCGAUAUCACCCAAGGACAAAAUAGGAGCAGCUCAGUGUCAGGACUGUCCUGGUUCGUCUGAUGUCUUCUGGCUGUCCUCCUCAAUCCCCUGCCGUGGCGAAGCAGGAGGUCGCCGUGGACGGAGAAUGCCCUCUUUUGGCCGCCACCUUUGCCUACUGGGACAACAUCCUGGGCCCGCGCGUGCACUACAUCUGGGUUCCAAAGGGUGACCAGCUGAUGUUCCUGAGCGAUGGAGAAGUCACCUUUCUGGCUAAUCACACGCUCAACGGGGAGAUCCUUCGAAGCGCAGAGUGUGGCGCCGUGGAUGUGAAGUUUUUCGUCCUAGCAGAGAAGGGCGUCAUCAUCGUGUCGCUUAUCUUCGAUGGCGAGCUGAAGGGGGAUAAGAACACAUGUGCUUUGUCCAUUAUUCUGCCUCAGACCGAGCUGUCCUUCUACCUGCCCCUGCAUGCUGUCUGCGUGGACAGGCUGAAGCACGCUGUCCGCAAAGGCCGCAUUUGCAUGCAGAAGGGCUUUAACAUCAUAGAUGUUCUAAGCUCAGAGAUUGAUCCUAUAAUGAAGCUGCUGGCCUCAAUGAAAUCUCACAGUGUGCCUGAAGACAUAGAUAUAAAAGACACCGUGCUAAAUGACGAUGACAUCGGAGACAGCUGCCAUGAGGAUUUCCUCCAUAAAGCAAUCAGUUCCCAUCUGCAGACGUGUGGCUGUUCAUUAGUAGUCGGUAGCAACCCAGAGAAAGUCAAUAAGAUCGUGCGGACUCUCUGCCUUUUUCUCACCCCAGCUGAGCGAAAGUGCUCUCGCCUCUGCAGGGCCGACUCCCACUUUAAAUACGACACAGGCCUGUUUGUUCAGGGUCUGCUCAAGGAUUCCACAGGCAGCUGUGUCCUGCCUUACCGACAGGUGCUCUACUCCCCUUAUCCAACCACACACAUCGACGUUGACAUUAACACGGUCAAGCAGAUGCCACCGUGCCACGAGCACACGUACAAGCAGCGGCAGUACAUGCGGCUAGAACUGAGUUCACUCUGGAAGGCGGAAAGCGAGGAGGACAUUUCCCCAGACAACAUCAUUCACACUAGUGAAACCCCAGACCUGAAUAUUUUCCAUGACGUCAUGCAUAAAGACACUCUGGUCAAGAGUUUUAUAGACGAGGUGUUCAUGCUUAAGCCAGGCCUUUCCCUGCGGAGCACGUAUCUGUCCCAGUUCCUGCUGCUGCUUCACAGGAAGGCGCUCACGCUGCUCAAGUACAUCGAGGACGACACCCAAAAGGGCAAAAAGCCGUUUCGAUCGCUGCGUAACCUAAAGACGGAUCUGGAUCUGAAAGAGGAAGGCGACCUAAAUAUCAUAAUGGCUUUUGCCGAGAAGCUGAAGUCCGGACUCCACUCGUUUGUGUUUUGGAAGCCGUUCUACACCAGCAUGCAGGAGCGAGACGCGCUCACGAACUUUUGAUUUAGCUCACUUGCACUUUCAUGUCUUGUACUUUGUCAAGUUGUUUGUAUUCCCACAGAAAAGCUGGAACAUUGAUCCACCGCUGUCAUUAACCAGUGUUGGAUUUCAAUCAAUACAGAUUGAAUGCUGUUACCCAAAAAAUGUUACAGCUGUUAUAAGUCUUUAGGAUUUCAUGCGUGUCUUAUCAACAGUAAUAAUGACUUGUUCUGAGAUGGAAUGAAUUCAUAAAUCGUACACUUUUUAAAUGAGGGUCUAAAUUAAAUAUUAUGUUGACUCAGGUGCCCGUAGAAGAAGAAAAAAGGUGAUAUUUAAUUUUAAGGUUUCUUGUUUAAUUAAUGCCUGUGUCAAAUCAUUUUAGUUGACCUUUUGACAUAUUUGUAUUUAUUUAUUUUGAAAUGAUUCUAACAUGUUCUGAAUGAUAAGACCUGACCUGUGACAUCACAGGUUGGAGAAGUUGACAAAGUACUCUGAAAUAAAACCAUAUAAGGAAGAGCAGGUUAUUUGUCUAUGUGGCUUUAUUAAAACUCAUUUCUUCUGCAUACAUUUUUUUGUCUCCUGUCACUUGAAGAUUCUCUAAUUAUAAUUUGUUUACUGGAAUCAAUGUUAACUGAGUCUUAUUUUGACAGGAAAGUACUGGUGUGGCAUUAUUUUCUCCUCUUUUUUUAAUCUGACAUUUUCUCAGUUGGGUAAUGAUGGAAUCAUUUAAAUGGUUUAUUAUCUGCUAUUUAAAUGCAGCAUUUUUUAGGCAUGUCGAUAAAUCCAAUUAAAUGAUCAGACAUUGCAACUAACCAACGUAAACUGUUGGUUAAUAUUAACUUCUUGGCCCUAUAUAACAAUUCACAUAAGAAGAGCAAAAUCAAUGUCAUUAAUUAAACAAUUCCAUCAUUUUUCUUUUUAUCAAAUGGAAACAUUAACUUCGUUUUGCUGCCUCGUUAUUUAUGUAGAACUUGGGUUUAAACACCCACAACUUUUAUACUUUUCUAAACGACUAUUUUUUAUAAGAAGCAUUCUAGUUUUAAAACAUGCCAGUACGGUGAAUACUUGAGCCACACAGAUUUAUCAGAAAAAAUCUGGGCAUAAGAAAAAAAAAAUUGCCUUUUUAUGUCUGUAGAGAAAGAUUGGAGACAUAAUACAUUAAUUACUUCAAUAUUAACACUUAAAAUGUUUCUAAAUAAUAAUGGGUAUGAUAAUAAGAUGAUCUCAUUGAUCACAAAACAUUCUUAAAAGUAGCAUGUCCAGUAAAAAACACAUUUCUUUUUGUGCUAAAAUGCAGAUUCAAAUAAAGAAUUUUCCUACAAACAUUUUGAAUUUUAACAUUUAUUACCCAAAACCCAAACUAGCAACUAGAAAUGUGAAGGCUUAAAGAUUUUGUAGCACCUGAAACCCACAACGGAUUGAAAAGUGUUUUUUUUUUUUAAGAAGAUAUUUAAGAAGCAUUUGAGUGAUAAAAUCCAAUUUCUCAGCUGGAAUGUACUUUUUCAUUUUUUGGUGUAAGAUUCUGCACAAACAAGUUAACUGGAAACACAUCAGCAGCUUUGAGACAUUGUAAACCCAGUGGCUGUGUUGCAAAGACACACACAAAAAAAAUUGUGUUUCAUAAAGCAAGAAAUAAUUUUUCUCAUGUAGAAAAGAAUUACUCUGCAACCUAUUUCAAUUCAUAUGUGGCCAUCGUAAAAGGACAUUUUCUAUGUAGCUUUUUUUCUGAAGCACUGUAGGUAAAUGGAGCAGUUAGAAUAGCCCCAGCUGUCCGUAGUUUCCUCCAGAAAGAUUAUAGACAUGUCUUCUGGAAAGCCUUGAAGUACUUUAUGUUGAAAACAAGAAAAAAAAAGGUAAAGGAUCAGUUAAUUCAGCAACAAAACUAUUGAAAAAGUUUUCAAAAAACAGAAAAUAUGAAGCCUACAUGUGAACCAGUUUAAAAAUACAGAUAACUGAUUAACUGUGAGGUAAAGGCUUUGAGGUGGAUGUUGGUUACUUUUAAAUCACAAUUUUUUUACUAUGAUAUACUCUGUAAAUACUUUGGUUUUUCCUUUUCAUUAAAAAAAAGAAUCAACUAAACAGCAAGUUUUAAUAUUGUAUUUUGUGAUUAAAUUAUUUGAUAAGUGUUGGAAACAAGACAAAGUCAAAUGCCAUAACAAAAGUAGCUGUUAUUGCCUCUCCCUCUAGGGGGUAAUCCUAUGGAAUUACCCCAUGUUUGCACAUCUGAUUUGGCUUCAGUUUGACAUCCUUCUUGACCCGACCCCUGCAUUUACCUGGAUUUGAAACAAGCAUGUGGAAACAAUGGGAAAUGUAUUGUACAGUUGUCAUAACCUAUGUAUUCGUAUGCAUCUCAGAUCUAUGUGCAUGUUUAACUUUUAUUGUUUUGUUGCACUUUACUCUUGUUAGACAAGAACUGCAUUUUGUUACCUUGUACCUGUACAUGUCUAUUAACAAUAAAGUUGAAUAUAAUCUGAUAUAAAGUA